AUGGUUCGCAAGAAGGUGCCCCUCCGGUACAUCGGCGAGGACUCCACCCGUCGUCGUACCUACGAGACACGUCGCAACUACCUAACGAAGAAGGUGGGCGAGCUAGGCAUCCUAUGCAACACCAAGGCAUGCGUUCUGGUGUAUGACGAGGGCGCAUCGGAGCCGUAUGUUUACCCGUCCCAUGCCGAGGCGGUGGAAAUCCUGAAUCGGUACAAGGCCAUGCCGAACAUGCCACAGUUCAAGAAGACGACGAGCCAGGAGGAGUUCCUCACCAAGUGCCUCGCCAAGCUCCAGCACCAGGCCAACAAGCUCCAAAGCGAGCGUGAGGACCGUGACAUCAGGGCCCUCCUGCACAAGGCCAUGCUCGGUGGCAACCUUAACGCCGAGGAGGUCGCAAGUGUUGGCUGUACGUCGGGGGAGAUCCACCAGAGCCUCGUUGAGCGCAUCGCUAAAACCAACCCGCAGCUGCCGGUCUUCCAGCCCCAAGUACCAUACGUCACCGGCGGCGUCAACAUGGGGCCUCCGUCGAUGUAUCAAGCGUCGUCGCAGCAGCAGGCGGGCGGGCAGCCAUCGUUCUUCCAGCCCCAGGCGCCAUACAUCACCGGUAGAGCCAACAUGGGGCCUUCGUCGAUGAAUCAAGCGUCGCCGCAGCAGCAGGCGUGCGGGCAGCCACCGCUUUUCCAGCCCCAGGCGCAGUAUCAAGCGCCGCCGCCGCAGCAGGCGGGCAGGCAGCUAUCGGUCUUCCAGCCCCAGGCGCCAUACAUCGCUGGCAGCGCCGACAUGGGGCCUCCGGCGAUGUAUCAGGCGCCGCCGCACCAGCAGGAGGGCUGGAAGCCACCAGUCUUCCAGCCCCAGGCGCAGUACGUCACCGGCAGCGUCGACAUGGGGCCUCCGCGGAUGUAUCAGGCAUUGCAGCAGCAGGAGGGCUGGCGUAACUUGGUGAGAUCCGAGGAGGACCAUAGCGCCCUGGUCUAUAAUGGAAAUGGCUACAGUACUGGUGGCCACGACGGCGUCGGCACCAGCUCGAGCGCCAGCUUCCCCCUCGAUGAUAUGAUGUCAUUCUUGGACGAUAUGGAGUUCGAGUUGUCGUGA
This is a messenger RNA of Triticum turgidum subsp. durum (durum wheat), 1092 nucleotides long. NCBI's taxonomy places the organism in Eukaryota, Viridiplantae, Streptophyta, Magnoliopsida, Poales, Poaceae. The record is from the annotation of a GenBank genome assembly.